Molecule: messenger RNA, 3366 nt
Organism: Brugia pahangi
Lineage: Eukaryota; Metazoa; Nematoda; Chromadorea; Rhabditida; Onchocercidae
Source: the annotation of a GenBank genome assembly
AUGUAUUAUAUUUCAGAUCAAACUGUCGAUGACUACUAUUCACCUUCAGUACAAAUUACUAUUUAUCCAACGGAAGAAAAUAUUUAUGAAGGAAAUGAUGCAACGUUUAAUUGUCGUGCACGUACUUCUGACGGUGUCACACAUUCGGAAGUACGUUGGACACGUUACAAUGCACCAAUGCCUAAUUCAGCGUACGAAGUAGACGGACGUUUAAAAUUUUCAUCAGCCGUAUCGUCUGAUAGUGGACGAUAUAUUUGCUCAGCAAAUAUUGGCGGACGAACUUAUGAUGCAUCAGCUCAGUUAAAUGUACAACGUUAUGGACCACAAGAGUUCCAAAAUAUCCUACCACAAACCGGUUUAUGCCGGAUUGAUGAAAGAGCUUGCGGUAAUAAUGAAUGUGUUAAAACUGAUUAUGUUUGUGACGGUGAACCGGAUUGUCGAGAUCGUAGUGAUGAACAGAAUUGUCCAUCGUUACGUUCAUGCGAGCCAAAUGAAUUUAUGUGUACUAAUGGACGUUGUGUACAAAAAAUGUGGCUCUGUGACGGUGACGAUGACUGUGGUGACAAUUCGGAUGAGCAAGCAUGUAGUCAUCGAGCAGCAUCUGAUGGUUGCGCGACAAGUGAAUUUAAAUGUCGCGAUGGACGACAAUGUGUACCACUUAGCUUUCAUUGUGAUGGUACCAAUGACUGUCAAGAUGGAUCUGAUGAGAUUGGAUGUGUACAACCGACGAUUGUACAACCACCGGAAACGAAUAAGCAGGUGCAUGCUGGUGGUACCUUUCAGUUAACAUGUAAAGCGGUAGCUGUACCUGAACCAUACAUUAAUUGGCGUCUAAACUGGGGUCCUGUUUGUAAUCCACCAAGGUGUACACAACAUUCUGAGGGCGGUCUUGGUACACUUACAGUGAAAAAUGCUCAACCACUUGAUCAAGGUGCUUACACCUGCGAAGCAAUUAAUGUAAAAGGUAGAGUGCUAGCUACACCGGAUUGUAUCGUUCGUAUCGUUAAUAUUCCGGCUCCUGAAAUGCAAACACAGUGCAAUAUUGUCGGUUCUGUAAGUCCAAUUCCGGAUCAUACAGGUCGAUGUCAAUGUAAGCCAUUGGUAGUAGGUUUAAAAUGUGAUUCAUGUAGUCAAGGAGCAUUUCAUUUACAUGAAAAAGCACAACAAGGUUGUUUCAAAUGUUUUUGUUUUGGUGUCACUGAUCAAUGUCAAUCAUCUUCAUGGUACAGAACAAAAGACAAACUUAUUUUGAACGGUGAUUCACGAGGUGUUCAUAUAUCAGAUAUCAAUGGACAAAUACAUAGUUCACAAUUUGAUUAUAGUAAACCUGGAAUGGUAACAUUUAAUGAACCAUCAUAUCAAACAAUGUACUGGAAAUUACCAACACGUUUUCUUGGAAAUAAGCUAACAGCUUACGGUGGUGAACUUUCAUUUGAUAUACAAUAUUCAUGUCCUGGAUCUGUUAAUAAUGAACCAUUAAUUGUUUUGAGAGGUAAUGGUAUAACAUUGGUACAUCGUCCGAUUGAUACACAUAUGUUUACCUCUGAUCAAAUAAUCCGAUAUACCAUCAAUACAUUUGAAGUAAAUUUUGAAGAAUUAGAUGGUAGACCAGCAACACGAGAGAAUUUAAUGAUGGUACUUGCUAAUAUUGAUAUGAUGUUAAUUCGUGCUACACAUUGUUAUGGACAACAAUAUACAAGACUUGGUGAUAUUACCUGGGAAAUAGCAGUGAAUCGUGAUACACAAGAGAGAUUUGCUUUAGAAGUAGAGCAUUGUUCUUGUCCACCAGGAUAUACUGGACUAUCAUGUGAAAGUUGUGCACCAGGAUAUGAACGUUCACCACAAGGUCCAUACCUCGGUACCUGUAUACCUGUACAACACCGUGUACAAUGUUCAACAAGUGGUGCACGCAGCAUGCAUCCUGGUUAUGAUGGUAAAUGUCAAUGUAAAAUGUAUGCGAUAGGGACGUUAUGUGACCGUUGUCCAUCUAAUACUUUUCAUUUGUCACCACGAAAUCCGCAAGGUUGCAUUCCAUGCUUUUGCUCUGGUGUCACCCAACAGUGUACCUCUGCUAGUAGUUAUUAUCGAACUCAGGUAGCUAUCGAUUAUAGACGAGGUGCUACUGAUCAGUUGGAAAUUACAACCAGUGAUGCACAUAGUCCAUUUACACCUCAAUCACAAGCACAAAUAACAGGAAAUGAUAUAACAUUUGUAUCAUUUUAUGAAAUACCCGGGCAAACAUUGUACUGGAAAAUGCCAAAGCAAUUUUUGGGUAAUAAAGUUACCAGUUAUGGUGGUACAUUAAAAUAUGUCUUUCGUUAUUCUUGUACUGGACCAUUAAAUAUUGAUGCAGAUGUGAUCUUACGGGGUAAUGAUAUUUCAUUACAAUAUACAAAUCAUCAACCAAUUUAUGCUGAUCGUGAAAAUACAAUUGAAGUAGUUUUAUUCGAAGAUCAUUGGCAACGUAUGGAUGGACAGUUAGCCACACGUGAACACCUGUUGAUGGCAUUAGCUGAUCUCGAUAGCUUAUUAAUUAAAAUGAGUUAUACGGAUGAAUGCUCAUCGUCCUCAUUAAUUAGCGUUUCAUUAGAUUAUGCUGAACCGCAUGCAACUGGUGGUGAAGUUGCUUAUGAAGUUGAACAAUGUCAAUGUCCGCCCGGCUACAUUGGUACAUCAUGCGAAGAUUGCGCACCUGGAUAUUCUCGUACAGGUGGUGGAUUAUAUCUGGGUCUUUGUGAACGUUGUGAAUGUCAUGGACAUGCUUCACAAUGUGACAAAGAGCAUGGCUUCUGCUUGGAUUGUCAACAUAACACUGAAGGCGAUCAGUGUGAACGUUGUAAACCAGGAUUUACCGGUGAUGCACGCCGAGGUACACCGCAUGACUGUCAACCGGCAGCGACAAGACCGCCAUGCAUGUGUAAUAAUCAUUCACCGCGAGGAUGUGAUUCAUUUGGUCGAUGUUUGCUAUGUGAGCAUAAUACAGAAGGCUAUCAUUGUGAGCAAUGCAAACGUGGAUUUUAUGGUGAUGCAUUACGUGGUACACCAUUUGAUUGUACGCCAUGUCCGUGCCCUGGUACAUCAGAUUGCUUCUUAGAUACGUAUGGUCAAGUACAAUGUCGUAAUUGUCCAGCUGGUUUAACUGGACGUUUAUGUGAAGAAUGUGCACCAGGUUAUACACGUUCACGUUCACGUGCACGUAUUGACGAAGGACGUAUUUGUGAACCAAUUGGACAUGUGGAAGAAACAAAUAUCGUAUUUGUACCAACACCUGAAGGUGAUCGUAAACGUAAACGACGUUUUCGCUUGCAGCGUAAUCGCUUACAGCGAAAUCGCCGUUAUUAUCUUCAACGCAAAUCAUAUUAUUAA